Molecule: messenger RNA, 2844 nt
Organism: Orbicella faveolata
Lineage: Eukaryota; Metazoa; Cnidaria; Anthozoa; Scleractinia; Merulinidae
Product: tumor susceptibility gene 101 protein-like
Biological process (GO): protein transport; endosome to lysosome transport; protein modification process
Cellular component (GO): ESCRT I complex
Molecular function (GO): ubiquitin binding
Source: RefSeq, a predicted model, not a curated record
CGUGAGAUCUGGUACUUACUGAGAGACCGAGUUCUGUUCUGACAAAUGGCCGCUUCUUGGCGGACAGCACUGAUCAGGAAAACCAAGAAAAAAGCAAAUUCAUGUGUUCAGGAUGUUGAGCAGGUGUUAAAGCAUUUUCAAAGCCUAAUUCCAGGAUUGCAAGAAUUUACAUAUGAUAAUGGACUACAGAAAGAAUUGUUUACCUUGGACGGGACAAUCCCAGUCAAAUUCAGAGGGGUGACGUACAACAUUCCAGUGUGUGUGUCGCUACAGGAGGGCCAUCCUGAGCUCCCACCUCUGGUGUAUGUCAGACCAACAAGUACGAUGGCAAUCAAGGAGUCAGAAUAUGUGGACAGAAAUGGCAGAGUCUAUCAUCCUUACCUUCAUAAAUGGAAUCAUAAAACAUGUAAUAUUGUAGCUUUUCUUCGAAUUUUGUGUGGUGUUUUUGGGAACACUCCACCAGUUUAUAGCAAACCACCGGAAGAAUCACCACCAGUUAGAUCGGCCCAUCACCCAGCACCAUCCACUAGUGCAGAUCAUCGACCAAGAUCAACCCAUCAACAAACACGAUCCACUGGUGCGGAUUAUCCACCAAGGACAAAGCAACAGCAUCCUGCUCAAGCAGUAAAGAAUCGGGUUUAACGACGAGUUGAAGUAAAUCAAGGUGGACGUACAUUGCCCGGCGAUAAAAACCGAUGGAGAUAACUUUACUUCAGUGAACAUUAAGGCACCAGAUAUGCCGUGCGGCAGGUAACACGCAACUAAUGUCAACUGCAGCCACAGUGCAGUGUUAACUGCUUUCUUGUAUCGAGAGAUGUUCAGUGGACUUGUUACGCUCUGUACCUCUCUAUGAAUACGGUGGUCUUGUACCUGAGACUGAAGCUGACGGAGAUUCAGGAAGAUCUUUGUGUAACAGUAAACUGACGUGGUUAAACACACCGCUAUACCAAUGUAGCCAUAAGAGAAGGUAAUAAGGGAAUUCCACACGGACAUCGUUGCGGCGGCGGUGGAUACAACCCAAAAGCUGCUGAGAACCACAUAUAUCCUCUUCAAGGUUACAACUUGUUUGUAUCUUAGUCCCAAAAGCAGCGCAAGAAGUCUAUCGGCGCUUAUUGCUGUCAGUGUUAACAACGACACAGAACACAGGACGUAACUGGAGAUAAAAUUUAUGGUCCCCGCCAAUCGGCAAAUGUCCCAACGUUUGUUCAACACAGCUAUCCAGUAGAUAAUUGCGAGAGGCUCUGAAGUAACACCAACACAGAGAUCGCUUGUAGCCAAACAACGAAGCAAGAGUUUGGACGGGGGAUGAAGGGAGGACUCACUGUGAAGGGCAACUAGAAUUAGAGUAUUCCCUAGAGUCGCUGAAAUGGACACGAACACGUUUAUCGCCAAAAUACUUGUUAUCUGAGAAUGUAUACCUUCGGUGAUAUCUGGCGAGCAAUACAAAUCUUCGCCAAAUAGCAAAUCUUGUGCCGCCCCGGUAAUAUUUGCUAGCACCAUUCAGAAUGUAUUCAGUGGAGCCUAAACUAAAGCAAUUGUUUCUUCACUCAGCAUCACUACAUGAAGGCUAGUUGCUGCGUCACAAUAACUGAUAAGGCAGUGUCUUCACAUAUCAUAUUCCGAGCUGAAUAUUUACAUGAAUACAAGUUCCAGCUGUGUUCAUAUUUACGAUAAUCAUCAGGAAAGUGAUUGACGUUUGGCAGGGUCUGUUUUCACCUUAUUAUGUGAUAAAGAAAAUGACUCCAUUUUGAUUGGCCGAGAGAAGGCAAAUUUGUCAUUAAUUUGUGAAUUUGCACUGCAGUUUAAGUCAAUACGUUCGUAAUUUCCAGUGAUAUCAUAUAUUUGAGUAAAUAGUACGAAAGCGUGAAUAAUUACGUGUAAGGUUUACACUAUUCGUGCGUUUGAAAAUUCUUCCAAAUCCGUUGCACUUGCCCAAAGAAGGGCUCCUGCAAUUUUAAGAGAAUUUUUACAUAUCGUCUUUAAUGUGAAUCACCUUAAUUGCAAUCGCAUUCAUACACAGUUACCAAUGCUAAUAAGAACAGGAGCAGCUCAUAAUUACUUUCCGAAUUUAAAAAAUAAUGUUCCGUGCUUUGUACUUGAUUGGGUUCCUUGAUAUGACAGAAGAAUUAUCGACUGCCUGAGCAGUUUAAAAGGCCUUGUUUCUUCGAAUUUUGUUAUGGAUAUGAUUAAUUUGGAACAGACCAAAUGAAAAAGAAGAAGAGAUCUUGGCGUGGUUCAGUUCUAUCGGUAAUCAUAGUUAUAUGGCAGUCCUGUUUUGUCUCUGACUUGCCUGGAUUCCGCUCAGUCAAACUACCGUUACUUGGAAGCAGAUGGUUUGCCUUACAAAGGCGAUAACCGUGAAGUAUAAGAAGUACAAAUAUGGACAUUAUUUACUCACGCAAAAAAACAACAAUCGCGUUCAAAUUACGGAGCAAAGCCUUUGGUUGACGUUUUGAGGUUUCUUUUUAGCAUAAGGGACGAAUCAAUUGAUUCUUUAUAAAUAAUUUACCAUUGGACGAUGCUCAACAUCACAAAUAUAUGAUAUAUAAUGGACGUAAGACGAAGGUGGGUGAAACUGGAGCGGAUGAUUUACAUUAAAGCAGGAGCCAUAAUCGGGGACUAAUUAAAGUUCUACUUUCUAUGUCAUGUUUCGUGUCGCUAAUUUGUUUCAAUAUGUCUGCUCAAAAAUGGGACUUUUCGCCGGCAAAAUUAUCGCUAGCGAAAGUACAAUGAAUUGUGCUUGAAGUUUACCCAAGCCUAUAUAUAACAUGCAGCGUAUACACUAUCACUCACAGUUUAAAUUAGCAUACCAUACACUUCUACUAUUUUUGCUACUAACUAGGA